Molecule: messenger RNA, 1656 nt
Organism: Larimichthys crocea (large yellow croaker)
Lineage: Eukaryota; Metazoa; Chordata; Actinopteri; Sciaenidae
Product: mucin-5AC-like
Exons: 8
Coding region: 1-1656 (551 amino acids)
Source: RefSeq, a predicted model, not a curated record
AUGGCUGCUCCAAGAACAACUUUGGCAACAACAACUGCUGCUCCAACAACAACUACUGCUGCAACGACUGUGGGGACAACAACGACAGCUGCCCCAACAACUACGGCUGCAACAACAACAACAACUGCUCCAACAACAACUGCAGGAACAACUGCUGCUGUAACAACGACCACUGCUCCAACAACAACUACUGCCCCAAUAACAACAACUGCGAUGGCAACAACAACAGCUUCUCCAACAACAACAGCUGUGACAACAACUGCUGCUCCAACAACAACUACUGCUGCAAAGACUGUGGAGGCAACAAUGACGGCUUCUCCAACAACUACUGUUGCAACAACAACAGCUGCUCCAACAACAACUUUGGCAACAACAACUACUGCUCCAACAACUACUGCUGCAACAACAACAACAGCUGCUCCAACAACAACUACUGCUGCAACAACUACUGUGAAGGCAACAACAACAGCUGCCCCAACAACUACAAUUAUGAUUGCAACAACAACAACUUCUCCAACAACAACACCUGUGGCAACAACUGCUGCUCCAACAACUACUGCUGUGACGACUGUGGGGAGAACAACGACAGCUGCUGCAACAACGACUACUACUGUGACAACAACAACUGAGAUGGCAACAAUUCCUGCUCCAACAACAACUACUGCUGCAACAACUGUGGGGGCAACAACGACAGCUGCUCCAACAACUACUGUUGAAACAACUACAACAGCUGCUCCAACAACAACUGCGGGAACAACUGCUGCUGUAACAACGACCACUGCUCCAACAACAACUAAUGCCCCAAUAACAACAACUGCGAUGGCAAAAACAACAGCUUCUCCAACAACAACAGCUGUGGCAACAACUGCUGCUCCAACAACAACUACUGCUGCAACGACUGUGGGGACAACAACGACAGCUACUGUUGCAACAACUACAACUACUGCUCCAACAACUACUGCUGCAACAACAACAACAGCUGCUCCAACAACAACUUUGGAAACAACAACAGCUGCACCGACAACUGCUGUUGAAACAACAACAGCUACUCCAACAACAACAAUUGCUCCAAAAACUGCUGUUGCACCUACCACAACAGCUGCUCCAACAACAACUGCGGGAGCUUCUGCUGUAACAACGACCACUGCUCCAACAACAACUACUGCCUCAAUAACAACAACUAUGGUGGCAACAACAACUGCUGCUCCAACAACAACUACUGCUGCAAUGACUACUGCGACAACAACAGCUGCUCUAACAACUUCUGCUGCAUCAACAACAACAGCUGCUCCAACAACAACUUUGACAACAACAACAGCUCUGCUCCAACAACAACUGCGGGAGCUUCUGCUCUGCUCCAACAACAACUUUGGCAACAACAGCUUCUCCAACAACUACUGCUGCAACAACAACAACAACUGCUGCAACACGUCUGGCAGCAACAAGUUUGGCAGCAACAACAACAGCCACCCCGACAACUACUGCAACAACAACGACUGUGGGGGCAACAACAACUGCAAUACCCACAACAGCAACAGGUGUGGCUACAACUACUACUGCUGCAACAACAACUGCAGUACCAACAACAACGGCUGCCCCAACAACAACAGCUGCUGCAACAACAGUGCCAGCAGCAACUCCUGGAACAACAAUUGA